This is a messenger RNA of Rosa chinensis, 1198 nucleotides long. Its product is annotated as dihydroceramide fatty acyl 2-hydroxylase FAH1. The coding region runs from base 212 to 931 and encodes 239 amino acids. Gene Ontology annotation, cellular component: endoplasmic reticulum; membrane. Gene Ontology annotation, molecular function: fatty acid 2-hydroxylase activity; iron ion binding. Gene Ontology annotation, biological process: lipid biosynthetic process; fatty acid metabolic process. Lineage: Eukaryota; Viridiplantae; Streptophyta; Magnoliopsida; Rosales; Rosaceae. The record is from RefSeq and is a predicted model, not a curated record. The transcript has 8 exons.
ACUCGCCUUCUCAUCACGAGUUGGUUUCUGUGCGCUUAACCUCUUCAGCUCGUGGUCGCGGUCUCUGUUUUUUCCACCAACAAAAAAACCAAACUUUGCACUCUGACAAUCUUUCUGGGGUUUUCCCAGUUGGUCCUGCAUUGUACUAAAAAAAAAACAGGUUUUGAAUUUAUUUUUGUCCCCACUUCAGUUACUUAAGAAGCCUGCAUAGAUGGUCAUCAAACCUUUUACCGUGGACUUGGAUAAGCCUCUCGUCUUCCAGGUUGGUCAUCUUGGCGAAGCUUACAAUGAAUGGGUUCACCAACCUAUUGUCAGCAAGGAAGGCCCCAGAUUUUUUGCAAAUGACUAUAUGGAGCUCUUGACCCGCACAGCAUGGUGGGUGAUUCCACUUGUUUGGCUGCCUGUAGUAUCCUGGUUAGUCUCCAUGUCUUUUCGAAUGGGGCUUACUUUACCUCAGGUAGCUUUAGCAGAGGUUGGUGGCAUCUUUAUUUGGACAUUGAUGGAGUAUGUUUUGCAUCGCUUCCUUUUUCAUAUGAAAACAACAGGCUAUUGGGGAAACACCAUUCAUUAUCUUUUUCAUGGUUGCCAUCACAAGCACCCUAUGGAUGGGAUGCGCCUUGUUUUUCCCCCUGCUGCGACAGCUAUUCUCUGUGUGCCGUUUUGGAAUACAUUUAGGCUUUUAUCACCUCCAUCAGUUGCUCCGGCUUUGUUUGGAGGAACCUUGUUGGGAUAUGUAGCAUAUGAUGUCACUCAUUACUACCUGCACCAUGGGAAGCCAUACCAAAGAUUGACUCAAGAUCUGAAGAGAUAUCACUUGAACCAUCACUUCAGAAAUCAAAGUAAGGGAUUCGGGAUCACUUCCCCUUUAUGGGACAAUGUUUUCGGAACAGUGCCUUCAACAAAAGCUGCCGAGAAAAUGAGUAACCAGUAGCACUGGCUGGUUAACAUGGAUCUUCUUGCUACUGUUUUAGUAACUAUAUUUGGUGCUAUGGAGCCUGACUGAGAAGAUGACAAUGACUCCAUCAAUACUUGAAGGACUUCUUGCUGCUUUGGAUAUGUAAAACUAUUUAGGGGGUUUGGUUGCUUUGGCUCCAUAUGACCCCCAGAAACUGACUGCAAUAUUAUUGUUCUUGUAUCAUGUAUCCUUGUUACUACAAUAGUAAAUUGGAGAUCUAUGUUCGUCCUCUGCCUUUUAUUA